CAGAUCCUUGCAGCCAUAAGCCAUGUUUGAAUGGCGGCACAUGUGUACACGCCUCUACUUCUCCUUUCUAUAAAUGUAACUGCUCUGCUGGAAUAACUGGGGACGAUUGUGAAACAACUCACUGUGAUUCCUCUCCUUGCAAAAAUGGCUCAACAUGCCGAGCGCUUCAUCAAGAGCCGUUCUACAAAUGCUAUUGCAAGCCAGGCUUUACACAGCACGACUGUAACAUGCACCCUUGCGACCACCAUCCUUGUUCGCACGGUGGCACGUGCGAACCAAAACCAGACCGUCCUUUUUACCGAUGUAACUGCUCAGAGGGGUUUAUCGGGGACCAUUGCUAUGGGCAUCUUUGCAACCAGAAUCCAUGUGCGCACGGUGGCACAUGUGAGCACGCCUCUAGUUCACCUUUCUAUAAAUGUAACUGCCCCGUUGGUAUAACUGGAGACGAUUGUCAAACCAACAACAUCUGUGCUCAGCAGCCACAUGUUUGCAACAACCACGGAACCUGCAGACCCGAAGAUCUAAGCCCUUAUUUCAAGUGCUCAUGUGCGGCUGGAUAUACUGGGGAACACUGCAGCACGCAUGCUUGCGACCAGAAUCCAUGUACGAAUGGCGGAACGUGUUUUCAUUCAUCUACUUCUCCCUUCUAUAAAUGUAUUUGUUCCGCUGGAAUAACUGGAGACAAUUGUCAAAAAACAACUUCUACUUCUACUCAUGCACCAACACAUACCGCGACGCGGGCAACCCAUAUGACUACACAAUCACCAUCAGUUACCACGACGCACGCGACAACCCAUAAAACCACCCAGGCACCAUCACAAACCACGACGCACGCGACAACUCAUAUAACCACACAUGUACCAAGACUAACAUCGACGCAAGCGACAACCCAUAUAUCCACGCAGGCAUCUUCACGAACCACGACGCACGUGACAACUCAUAUAACCACGCAGGUACCACAACUAACAUCUACGAAGGCUACAACCCAUAUUACAACGCAGGCAACCCCACAAAGAUCGACGCAGGCGACAACCCAUGUAACCACGCAGGUACCACCACUAACAUCGACGCAGGCGACAACUCAUAUAACCACGCAGACACCAUCACUUACCACGACGCACGCGACAACCCAUAUAUCCACGCAUGCACCAUCAAUUACCACGACACACGCGACGAACCAUAUAACCACGCAUGCACCAUCAAUUACCUCGACGCACGUGUCAAUGAAUAUUUCCAUGCUCGCGCAAACGAAUCGCCCAACACCUUUGCCAACGCAUGCGCAAACACAAGACAUAUCUCCAGCCACGCCAUCGACCACUUUGUCUCAUAUCAUAGUCAACAAAACGAUGGACCAUAAAAAGUUCUGUCUGGCAUGUGAUGGUGUCGUGUCACCGCAAACAUGUGACCAGGUCACCGUGUGUGGACGUCAUGAGAGUUGCUAUGUGGACUCCUACGUGACGUCUGUUGGUUCCAUACGUUUCAAUCUUGGUUGCCGUGAUUCUCAACAAUGCGCAAUCACGGGGUCUGGAAUUGGAAAACGGUCCGAAGAUAAAUUGGCAUUUCCACAGAAUGUCAUGGCAAGGGACAUAGGCAGCGUUGUGUGCACACAGUGUUGCAACGGAACACUUUGCAAUUCCGGGGGAUGUGGUUUUAAUGCAUAUCCCCCAAUCGGCCCCGAUGUCCGCGGUCCAGUGUGUUUCAGCUGUUAUCAACAGGCCACAAUUGACGAUUGUAACACGAUACGCGUUUGUGGACGUGAUGAGUUUUGUGAAGUAGAGGCAAUGUUGUCCCCAGUAAAUGCCCACCAGGUGUUGUGGAGAACACGAUGUGUCCAUGAAUUGGAUUGCAGGUCAAAGCGAGCCACGCUAGUACAGUUUAAGAACUAUGGCAAUCCAUGUACGAGGACUUGUUGCAAAGAAGACCUUUGCAACCAAUCGUGCCCCGGAUCAUCUUAAGCGACGAUGACAGCAAACUAUUCUAAAUAAAAAAGUAAAAAUAUUAA
This is a messenger RNA of Dreissena polymorpha, 2002 nucleotides long. Its product is annotated as mucin-5AC-like. The transcript has 15 exons. The record is from RefSeq and is a predicted model, not a curated record. The coding region runs from base 228 to 1955 and encodes 575 amino acids. NCBI's taxonomy places the organism in Eukaryota, Metazoa, Mollusca, Bivalvia, Myida, Dreissenidae.